Gasterosteus aculeatus aculeatus (three-spined stickleback) is the source of this 2673-nucleotide messenger RNA. RefSeq names its product interferon-induced protein with tetratricopeptide repeats 5-like. The record is from RefSeq and is a predicted model, not a curated record. Gene Ontology annotation, molecular function: protein binding. NCBI's taxonomy places the organism in Eukaryota, Metazoa, Chordata, Actinopteri, Perciformes, Gasterosteidae. Gene Ontology annotation, cellular component: cytosol. Gene Ontology annotation, biological process: defense response to virus.
UGUAAUCACACGUGUUCGUAGGCUUCCAUUCCUGAGAAACGAAAGCGAAGGACCGUUUGUUAAAGUGUCACACCUGAACUACACGCUACAACGGGACGGUGAACCUAUAAAGCUGCGUGGCCAACAUCUUAUCACUUACACCAGAGAAGCCAAAGCAGCAUCAACAGCAAGAACCAGCCACACUAACUUGUUGAAACAGCUGAAUGAUGAGUGCUGAUCAGAGUCAAACAACACUGAGGUCCAAACUGGAGGCCCUGCAGUGUCAUUUUACCUGGAUUCUGGAGCCCAGCAAGAUCAACCUUGUACUUCACCGCGACAAGCUGUUGGAGAUCGGCACGGAGGAAGGAAACAGCUGGCUGGGUCACAUCUACAACCUGAGGGGCUUCAUUCAGUGCAAGCUGGGCUCCACCGAAGACGCCCUGAGUUUCUUCCUCCAGGCUGCAGAGGCCUUCGGCCAGAUGAGAAGGGCAGGUGAAGGUCCCUGGUUGGUGGUGAAUUACGGGAACCUGGCUUGGCUGCACCACCUCCUGGGACACCAAGCAGAGAGCGAGGCUUACCUUUCAAAGGUUGACGCCCUAAAGAAGAAAUACCCAACUCCAUCAGAGGACGAGCUCCAUGCAGAACUCUACGCUGAAAAAGCCUGGACCCUGAUGAUCCUCGACAUAGAACGAGAGCUGGUGUCAGAUUACUUCCAGAAAGCCAUCACGAUGCAGCCAGACAUGGUGGAGUGGAACACCAGUCACGUCAUCGGGUUAGCGAGUAAUUUUGUUCGAGGCAGCACAAAGAUGGAGGCUGACAUCUUGGAUAAAAUGAGAGACGCCAAGGAACAGGAUCCAGAGAACUUGUACCUCGCUGCUUGCGACAUUCAGAUACGUGCAAUGAAAGGGCAAGACGUUGCAGACGAAGCACGUGAGUUAGCCGAAAGGGUUUCAAUAAACCCCGUCAGCAGCUACAGUCAGAUGAGAGCAAUACUUAGGGUUUACAGAACCUGUAGAUUGAUUGAUGAGGCCAUUCUUUUGGCAGCAAAGGCGGUGGAAAACAAUCCAGAUCAGCGUUAUCUUAAGAAAUUUGCUGCACUAACUCUCAAAUGGAAGAUUGUUUUUUCCAACUACAGUGGCGUAGAUGAGCGCAUGGUUGACAGAGCAGUCAUUCUCCACAAGGAGGUGAUUUCUCUUUACCCAGAUUCUGCACUUGCGGAGGAAAUGGACCUCGCAAAUAUAUACGCAAAGUCCAAGCGCAGACAGGACGAAGCCAAACAUUUGUUCCAACAACUGCUAGAAAGGAAGCUGGAACCUGCAGAGAAACAGGUGCUUUACAAACAUUACGCUAAACAUCUUUUAUUUGAUCUGAAAGAUUACAACAAGUCAAUAGAAUAUAACAUGAAGGCAGCAAAGAUACCGAUAAAUUCCCUCUAUCGUGAGAGCAGCAUUAAAGCUCUGGUGAAGAUUAAAAAUAAAGGCAGGAGCCCAAAGUGCAGAGAAAUAGAGGAGUUUCUGGAAAACCUGCAAAAGCCAUAGUGGGUUGUUUUUACAACCCUGGUUCCAAAUCUGGAGGAGAUGAUGGUGUUGCAUUACCUAAAAAACACUUAGCAAUUUAUUUGUGUCCUUUAAAACAGAAGCUUUUCUGCUAGUGUUUACACUUUGGUAGUUUGUUUGCAGUACACGCGAUGUGUAUGACAAGCUGAUUAAUACAACGCUGUCCUUCAAAUAACAUCCACUGUGGACAUGUGUAAAUGUUUUGGUCAUCAUUUGAUAUCAUGGUUCAUCAAAAAAAGAUAUUGAUCAGAUGUAAUGUAUAUUAUAUUCCUGUUAUUAUGGUUUUCUCCUGUUAGCUGUGUAUUUUAAGUUCAUGUAAGAAUAUUACUAGUACUACUAGUAGCAGUAUAUGAAAUCUGCUUUGCUGUAUGACUUUGAGUAGUGGAAUAUAGAAACUAAUAAUUACGUAACAAUUUAUUUGAUGGACCCCUGUAACCUGAAUAUUACAGCCUGAUACAACUGAUUGGAUGCAUUUUAAGUAUGUAAAUCUGUAACACAAUUCCUGUGUAAAUGUAUUUUUUUCUCUUUUAGUGAGUCAUUGUAAUUAUGUGGAAGGAAGUCAAAGCAACAUGAGAAUUUGGUUGUACAGAGUAAUGUAAUAUCUACACAUGACAAUAAAUAUCUUGAAUCUAGUUAAAUCCACUUAAAAGAACUGUGUCUUAUUUGGGGGCAUUGGGGGCAAUAUGACCCUCAAAUAUAUACAUCUUUGUUCUUGAGUACUUGAGGAAUCAGUCAAACUUCUAAAAACACACAAAAAAGAAUUACGGUCUUUAUUUUAUGACAAAUGUCACGUCAGAGGGUGAAGUUCCAUCUUAACAUACAGAAACAUAUUUUUCUACUUUUACACAGAUCCAAAGAGAUCAAUGAAGGCCAGAACUUUAUGACAAUAGAGAGUACUUUUAAAUCAGAUUGAAUCCUCUCAAAUGGUUGGAACCAAAAGAUCGAGGCAGAAAGGCUGCCGAUGGGGUGAGUGAUUGGAAACAGAUGCAUUCACACUGCUGAAACCAGAGGGCUUUGCAUUGUUAAUCUCAGAGAGGUCAGUGGUCCAAGACCUAAAGUGGAAAUUACUUGAAAAAUAAAACAAAAUUAAAAAACAUCAUUGAAUUUCAAAAGAUUUAGAGGCAAGUUCACCAACAGA